CAGCACUCACUGGCUAUGCGGUCCUCACGUGCAUUCUCCCUACCACGCUCGCCGAAAUACUUUUCGCACGCACCACCUCGCACACCCGCACGGGCCCAUCCUCUCCAACCAUCCUCCUCCCCGAUCCGCACCCGACGCAUCCGCUGCUAUAAAAACUACGUGCAUACCCCCGUAACCGCUUCAUCCCUCUCUACUUCCCGAUCAAACGCGGCGGCGGCAGCAGCGGCAGCGCAAGAGGUAGAUUGGAGUAUCACCACCACCGCGCAAGAAAUGGCGACCGAGACUUUCCUCUUCACCUCUGAGUCUGUGAACGAGGGCCACCCUGACAAGCUCUGCGACCAGGUCUCCGACGCUGUGCUUGACGCGUGCCUCGCCCAAGACGCUGACAGCAAGGUUGCCUGUGAGACAUGCACCAAGACCAACAUGGUCAUGGUUUUUGGUGAGAUCACCACCAAGGCCACUGUUGACUAUGAGAAGAUUGUGCGUGACACCUGCCGCAACAUUGGCUUCAUCUCUGAUGAUGUUGGCCUUGAUGCUGACCGGUGCAAGGUGCUUGUCAACAUAGAGCAGCAGUCUCCUGACAUUGCCCAGGGUGUGCACGGACAUUUCACCAAGCGCCCUGAGGAUAUUGGUGCUGGUGACCAGGGUAUCAUGUUUGGCUAUGCCACCGAUGAGACCCCUGAGCUCAUGCCCCUCAGCCAUGUGCUUGCCACCAAGCUGGGUGCCCGCCUCACUGAAGUCCGCAAGAAUGGCACUUGUGCCUGGCUAAGGCCUGAUGGCAAAACCCAGGUCACGGUUGAAUACCUCAACGAGGGAGGUGCCAUGGUUCCUGUACGUGUGCACACUGUUCUGAUCUCCACCCAGCAUGAUGAGACUGUCACCAAUGAUGAGAUUGCUGCGGACCUCAAGGAGCAUGUCAUCAAGCCGGUGAUCCCUGAGAAGUACCUGGACGAGAAGACCAUAUUCCACUUGAAUCCAUCAGGCCGCUUUGUCAUUGGUGGCCCUCAUGGUGAUGCUGGUCUUACUGGUCGCAAGAUCAUCAUCGACACCUAUGGUGGCUGGGGAGCACACGGAGGUGGUGCUUUCUCCGGCAAGGACCCAACUAAGGUUGACCGCAGUGGCGCCUACAUUGCCAGGCAGGCUGCCAAGAGCAUCAUUGCUAGCGGUCUUGCACGCCGCUGCAUUGUUCAGAUCUCCUACGCCAUUGGUGUGCCUGAGCCCUUAUCUGUCUUCGUUGACUCUUAUGGUACUGGCAAGAUCCCCGAUAAGGAGAUCCUCAAGAUUGUGAAGGAGAACUUUGACUUCAGGCCUGGGAUGAUCAGCAUCAACCUUGACUUGAAGAAGGGUGGCAACAGAUUCAUCAAGACGGCUGCUUAUGGCCACUUUGGCCGUGAGGAUGCUGACUUCACCUGGGAGGUUGUGAAGCCCCUCAAGUUUGACAAGGCCUCUGCUUGAGACGUGGGUAUGAAGGAGUCUAUCAUUCCUGCUGCUGCCGCUGGUGGUUGUAUCUUGGAUAAUUGAAUUCCUUCUCUUUAGAAGGAAGCAGGGUUUCAACAUCGCCGUGGACACGCUGAAUUGGCGUCUAGUGAUUGGUAUUUUGGUAUGGCAUACAGAAAUAUGUGCUGAGUUAAUACUAGUCGGGUCUUUUGAUGUCUUCUGUGCUUUGUUUUUGCUUUUUGAGUCUACUGAAACCGCAGUACUUGUGCGGUUUCCUCUAUCCAGUUAUUUUUUAGUACUGCAUCUGUAAAACCAUAUGUGAUCCUAGUACCCUGUUCUUCCCAAUUCUCGAUGCUUGGUGCAGUCUUAACCUUUUCGA
Messenger RNA from Triticum dicoccoides, 1816 nucleotides. Its product is annotated as S-adenosylmethionine synthase 1-like. Gene Ontology annotation, biological process: S-adenosylmethionine biosynthetic process. The record is from RefSeq and is a predicted model, not a curated record. Lineage: Eukaryota; Viridiplantae; Streptophyta; Magnoliopsida; Poales; Poaceae. The transcript is spliced from 2 exons. Gene Ontology annotation, molecular function: methionine adenosyltransferase activity; ATP binding. Bases 16 to 1455 code for a protein of 479 amino acids.